Messenger RNA from Lactuca virosa, 1404 nucleotides. The record is from the annotation of a GenBank genome assembly. NCBI's taxonomy places the organism in Eukaryota, Viridiplantae, Streptophyta, Magnoliopsida, Asterales, Asteraceae.
UACACGAUUUGGGCCCAUUGCCAAUGGCCCCUUUAAAAUGGCUCCAAGAACAACCCCUUUACUGCUGGCUUGCUCAUAUCAUUUCCCGCCAGUUCUUCACUAUCACAAUUCAUACGCACACAUCCUCUCCGUCUCCUUGAAAGAUGCUUUGGGUGGACAAAUACAGACCAAAAUCUCUGGACAAGGUUCUUGUACACGAAGAUGUCGCUCAAAAUCUCAAGAAAUUGGUCACCGAGCAGGACUGCCCACAUUUACUCUUCUAUGGCCCAUCGGGUUCCGGGAAGAAAACCCUAAUUAUGGCCCUUCUCAGGCAGAUGUUUGGGGCUAGUGCCGAGAAGGUGAAAGUGGAGAACAAAACCUGGAAAGUUGAUGCUGGAAGUAGAACUAUUGAUUUGGAACUCACGACUCUUUCAAGCUCCCACCAUGUGGAGCUGAACCCAAGUGAUGCUGGAUUCCAGGAUCGGUACAUUGUUCAAGAAAUCAUUAAAGAAAUGGCAAAGAACAGACCAAUUGACGUUAAAGGAAAGAAGGGUUUCAAAGUAUUAGUACUCAAUGAGGUUGAUAAACUUUCAAGAGAAGCACAACACUCUCUAAGAAGAACAAUGGAGAAGUAUAGUGCCUCAUGUCGGUUGAUUCUAUGCUGUGACAGCUCAUCAAAGGUUACUGAAGCUGUUCGCUCUCGUUGUCUUAAUGUGCGAAUAAGUGCACCAAAAGAAGACCAGAUUGUUAAGGUUCUGGAAUUUAUUGGCAAAAAGGAGGGGUUACAACUUCCUCCUGGAUUUGCUGCUCGCAUAGCAGAAAAAUCUGGUCGGAGUUUAAGGAGGGCUAUAUUGUCAUUUGAGACGUGUCGUGUCCAACAGUACCCUUUUACUAAUAAUCAAGUAAUCCCCCCAAUGGACUGGGAAGAAUAUGUAUCUGAGAUAGCAGCUGACAUCAUGAAAGAGCAGAGCCCUAAAAGGUUGUUCCAGGUUCGGGGGAAGUUGUAUGAGUUACUUGUGAAUUGUAUCCCUCCUGACGUUAUAUUGAAGAGACUGCUUCACGAAUUGCUGAAAAAACUAGAUUCUGAGUUGAAGCAUGAGGUCUGUCAUUGGGCAGCAUAUUAUGAACAUAGGAUGCGGCUUGGACAGAAAGCCAUAUUUCACAUUGAAGCAUUUGUGGCCAAGUUCAUGAGCAUCUACAAAGGCUUCCUAAUUGCGACAUUUGGCUGAGCUCAACCAUCAUGCUUUAUGAACCUCAUAUGCUUCAAAAACUUCAAUUGACUUGUUAAGAACACCCCCUUCCUUUUUGUUUUGGUAUGUUGUUUUCUACUUAAACCAUCUUUUGAGGUUAGGGAAUAGAUUUUGUAAUGGAAUGUAAGAACCUUUCUAUGUCAGUUGGAAGUUAUUGCGACUUUUAUAUGUUGAC